This is a messenger RNA of Gossypium arboreum, 951 nucleotides long. RefSeq lists its product as uncharacterized. NCBI's taxonomy places the organism in Eukaryota, Viridiplantae, Streptophyta, Magnoliopsida, Malvales, Malvaceae. Gene Ontology annotation, cellular component: cytoplasm. Gene Ontology annotation, biological process: protein ubiquitination. Gene Ontology annotation, molecular function: ubiquitin protein ligase activity. The record is from RefSeq and is a predicted model, not a curated record. Bases 175 to 831 code for a protein of 218 amino acids. The transcript has a single exon.
UCCAAAUCUAUAAGCUCAAGUUUUGCUAAUAUGUACAUGUAAUCUUAAUUCAAUUUACUAGAUUUGUUUUCAAUCAAGCGAAAUUAGGGUUAAGAAAGUUUUUCCUCAAUCAAAACUUUUGUUUUUCCAAUCAGAACAGCCAUUUGUUUUUGAAGAAAAUACCAGUGUUGAUCAAUGGCUAAUAGGCAACCACAAUUUCAAUUGACGGUACAUCAUUGUCUAACUCCAAACAAGGAUCGUCACUUAUCAAAAAUCGGAUUUCAGCUUCAAAUUCGUACGUUUCUCGAUGAUGAUUGGCAAGGGGAUUACCAGGAUCAAUUCGUUUUGCCAGAAUUCGUGUUCGGCUCCGAUCGACACCGUAAUUACGUCAACCGUCGUUUACUUGAAGCCGGAUGGGUCGAUCCAGGCAGCCUCGAGAGGAUAUUGGAUAUCGCUUUCUCCGACGGAAAGUUGAUUUUAGAGAAAGAGAAGAAUGGAUUUGACAACAUGGUAAUGAUAAUUUUUCGAGUUAAAAGGAUCGUGAUGAGGGAAGAUGACGAGAUAGCGGCAACGGCAGCAAUGGAAUUGUCAAUGCGAGAAGAUCCGAUGCUCAUUCCCGCGACGAAAGAAUCGAUCCAAGCUUUAACAAAAGCGAAGCUUGGUGAAGGUGAUGGCGAUGGCGAUGGCGAUGGUUUCAAGUGCGUGAUUUGUAUGGAAAAGUUGGUAGAAGUCGUAGCUUGCAUGCCAUGUUCUCAUAUCUUUCAUGAAGAUUGUAUCAAGAAGUGGCUCAAUAAUAGUCAUUUCUGUCCAUUGUGUCGUUAUCCGAUGCCUACCGAUGCGAAAAAAUGUUAGGGUUUGAUUUUCGAGAAAUUUUAAUAAUAAGAGUAAUUCUAUUAAAAAACUUUUUUUGAAUUAUCACAGGCAAUUUUGUUCAUUUGAAUUUGUUUAAUGUUUGUAUUUAUAACAUAAUUC